CUGUUUUAUUGCAAUACAGCCAUUGACAUUUGGUCUGUGAUUCACUAUUACAUGUGAUGAUUUGUGUGGUAUGUCUUUCAAGAAAGUUCUUGUUUAGAGUGACUUAUGGUCAUCAGAGCGGUGAUUCUUUUGCAAUCAUGAUUUAGUGUAAGGACGUUCAGCAUGCCAAGCACGAUUCGAUGGGGAACCCAGUUAUGUGCCCUUGGAAUUCUAUCUAUACUGCUGCCAUUCUUGCAAGUAUCUGGUCGAAUCUGUGGACCUUCAAAUAAAACAGGUCCUGUGUUCUUCACCCAAGAUCUGAAUGUGGCGGAGUACAUCAACUACGGGGCGUCCAAAGCCUUGCUCUGCUGCGCCAGUGGUUUCAACUCCAUUCAGUGGCAUAUCCUGAACCAGGGUGCGGCCUGGGAACCAUACCCCCCUGACUCCACGGGAACCGACGAACCCCAAACAGAAGAGGAGGGUCAGGUCCUGAGGAUUUAUCACGCCAUGGAUUUCCAGAACACAAAAUUCCGGUGUGACUUGAUUGCGAAAAAUGGAUCAGUGGUGAAGUGUCACACAGUACGGCUGUAUGUCUCUCAUUGUUCCACACGAGCAAGGGGACCAAUACUCAUUGAGCCUUUCCCACAAAACCAAACCAUAUACGACUAUGGCGGGAAUAUAAACUUUUCAUGCACUGGCGAUUUUGGGUGUUACAAGCGCAAUGACGUGCAGAUUGUUAUGUGGUCAGUGGACACUAUUGAAAAUAAUGCUUCAGGUUUCAGCGACAGAUACCAUCUUGUCACCAAUAAAAGCGAGGACAAAACAUCACUGGGAGUUACUCUGACCAUAGAGAAAGUGGAGCCAAUUGAUACGACCAGAACUUUUAUAUGUACUAUCUGGAAUGACCAAUCUGAUCAAGGGCAGACUGACAGAUCGGUGAGGAUAACAAAGAAAGAAAGACCAGAGCCGCCCACAAUAGCGAUAGUGAUUGCAGUUAUCUCUUGUAUUGCCAUCGCAUCGCUGGUAUUGCUGGUGUACAAAUGCUAUGGGCCUCAGGUGAAAUAUAGGAUGUAUAUGUACUGCCCCUGCUGUCGUCGCAAGGUUUUGGAUGAGGACAAGUAUGAGUUCCAUGUGUUUAUUUACCACGCUGAAGAGGACAGAGGAAAGGCAGAGACGAUCAAGCAGAAGCUUAAGGAUAAACACUGUGAUGUGUUGAUAUCUGCUGACAUUAUCGCGGGAAGAGAAACCAUUAGCGAAACGUUAGCAUGUUUCGAGAAUAGCGCGACAGUUUAUUUUCUGUAUACUGAGAAUUUGCUUGAUGAUAAGAUGGCUCUGAGAUUCAUCACAACCUUGAUCGAGUAUGGGAAAGAUAUUCUCUGUUUGGAAGUAGAUGCCUUUGAACCGCAGCACGUUAUCAGAACAGAACAGAACAGAACUAUCACAACUAUCGAGGAAGGACAAAUGGAGACCGAUGGUUCAGUUCUGAAUGGUAUUGAGAUUAGACCAGAAAGUAAUGAUAUUAGCUUUUGGAAGCGUCUUCCGAAAGUUAAGGUUCCAAAUGAAAAUAAUUCGCAGCGAAAACAGAAGAAUUUCUGGUGUUUUCUGCUAAACAAACUCCCAAAACCUAAGCAGGAAACUGUGGUUAAGGCACAGACGAAUCUUGACGAUGUCGAACGAAACCCUCUUCUUGCGCUGCCCACUCCUAUGAGCGUUAUAGGUACACAUCAAUAGGAAAGUCCGGCAUCAGAUGCUGUGUUUGUAUUUCCUGAGAAUGAGGUGCAACAACAGAACCCGCAGACAGCUACCAUAUAUGAUGGGAACCUAGACCUGGUAAAACGGCAGGAUUUUGAACAUGAUAUCGCCAUAGUCCAUGAGGUCGUGAAUGCUUAAGAAACAGGGAAUGGACGAAAAAGUAUUGUAGCAGAUAAUCAAAUACAUGCAAAUACAGCUGAAGAUUUGUAUAUAAAUAACAAAAUAUAAAGCAACCCUGACAUGUCUUUCCAUGAUGUUGCAUCGCAAAGCGAGGCUAUUGACUUGAUUCUUCCUAUGAAAAAAAAGGUUUUCUUGUCCUCUGGAGAUGGAUCGCCUCCAACGAGUGUCGGCGUAUCAAGCCCUUCUGAUAACAAUGACGGUCUCUUUAGAUCGGAUUCCUAUGCAGUCUCUACAAAUGGAGGUAUAUCAGCAGGCAUUUCUGGUCAAAGUGACAGUGGAUACAGCAGAAGUCAGAGGAGUUCAUCAUUUGGUGC
Messenger RNA from Dreissena polymorpha, 2225 nucleotides. RefSeq lists its product as uncharacterized. The transcript is spliced from 9 exons. The coding region runs from base 163 to 1710 and encodes 515 amino acids. Lineage: Eukaryota; Metazoa; Mollusca; Bivalvia; Myida; Dreissenidae. The record is from RefSeq and is a predicted model, not a curated record.